AUGAAAAACGGUGAUGUCAAGACAUAUCUUCAGGCCCACGACUCGAUAUCAACGAGCCUCAAAUUGAAGUGGGCAUACCAAGUUGCAGAGGCUGUCGACCUCUUGCACAGGAACGGGAUUAUCCAUUGCGAUAUCAAACCACGAAAUUUGCUGUUAGAUACGACUUUCGACAUCAAAAUUAUUGACUUCUCUGGCUCUUCACUAGAUGGUUCAAAACCGGCCUCUGGUGAAGGAACACGAGAUCAACCGACGGUUGCCACAGAUCUUUUUGCACUAGGGUCGACUCUAUACGAGAUUUUUCAAGGCACCAGCCCAUAUGAGGAGAUUCCUAGUGAUCAGGUUGAAAAACUUUUUACUCAGGAGUUCCCUGGUGUAUCUAAUAUAUACUAUGUGGACAAAUCAUCAAGCAAUGUUGGCUAUCUCAAGUUGAUUCAGCGGCGGAUGUGCAAACUGCCGUCCAGGCUAUUAUCUCUCGUAAAGUCAACAUAG
Molecule: messenger RNA, 489 nt
Organism: Penicillium verrucosum
Lineage: Eukaryota; Fungi; Ascomycota; Eurotiomycetes; Eurotiales; Aspergillaceae
Product: kinase domain-containing protein
Exons: 2
Coding region: 1-489 (162 amino acids)
Biological process (GO): protein phosphorylation
Molecular function (GO): ATP binding; protein kinase activity
Source: RefSeq, a predicted model, not a curated record